Schistocerca piceifrons (Central American locust) is the source of this 1470-nucleotide messenger RNA. Its product is annotated as micronuclear linker histone polyprotein-like. The transcript has a single exon. The record is from RefSeq and is a predicted model, not a curated record. Bases 1 to 1470 code for a protein of 489 amino acids. Lineage: Eukaryota; Metazoa; Arthropoda; Insecta; Orthoptera; Acrididae.
AUGGAGUUAAUUAAAAAAGUACAACAGCAAAAGGAAAAGGAAAAGUACAACAGCAAAAGGAAAAGGAAAAGUACAACAGCAAAAGGAAAAGGAAAAGUACAACAGCAAAAGGAAAAGGAAAAGUACAACAGCAAAAGGAAAAGGAAAAGUACAACAGCAAAAGGAAAAGGAAAAGUACAACAGCAAAAGGAAAAGGAAAAGUACAACAGCAAAAGGAAAAGGAAAAGUACAACAGCAAAAGGAAAAGGAAAAGUACAACAGCAAAAGGAAAAGGAAAAGUACAACAGCAAAAGGAAAAGGAAAAGUACAACAGCAAAAGGAAAAGGAAAAGUACAACAGCAAAAGGAAAAGGAAAAGUACAACAGCAAAAGGAAAAGGAAAAGUACAACAGCAAAAGGAAAAGGAAAAGUACAACAGCAAAAGGAAAAGGAAAAGUACAACAGCAAAAGGAAAAGGAAAAGUACAACAGCAAAAGGAAAAGGAAAAGGAAAAGUACAACAGCAAAAGGAAAAGGAAAAGGAAAAGUACAACAGCAAAAGGAAAAGGAAAAGGAAAAGUACAACAGCAAAAGGAAAAGGAAAAGGAAAAGUACAACAGCAAAAGGAAAAGGAAAAGGAAAAGUACAACAGCAAAAGGAAAAGGAAAAGGAAAAGUACAACAGCAAAAGGAAAAGGAAAAGGAAAAGUACAACAGCAAAAGGAAAAGGAAAAGGAAAAGUACAACAGCAAAAGGAAAAGGAAAAGGAAAAGUACAACAGCAAAAGGAAAAGGAAAAGGAAAAGUACAACAGCAAAAGGAAAAGGAAAAGUACAACAGCAAAAGGAAAAGGAAAAGUACAACAGCAAAAGGAAAAGGAAAAGUACAACAGCAAAAGGAAAAGGAAAAGUACAACAGCAAAAGGAAAAGGAAAAGUACAACAGCAAAAGGAAAAGGAAAAGUACAACAGCAAAAGGAAAAGGAAAAGUACAACAGCAAAAGGAAAAGGAAAAGUACAACAGCAAAAGGAAAAGGAAAAGUACAACAGCAAAAGGAAAAGGAAAAGUACAACAGCAAAAGGAAAAGGAAAAGUACAACAGCAAAAGGAAAAGGAAAAGUACAACAGCAAAAGGAAAAGGAAAAGUACAACAGCAAAAGGAAAAGUACAACAGCAAAAGGAAAAGUACAACAGCAAAAGGAAAAGUACAACAGCAAAAGGAAAAGUACAACAGCAAAAGGAAAAGUACAACAGCAAAAGGAAAAGUACAACAGCAAAAGGAAAAGUACAACAGCAAAAGGAAAAGUACAACAGCAAAAGGAAAAGUACAACAGCAAAAGGAAAAGUACAAUAGCAAAAGGAAAAGUACAACAGCAAAAGGAAAAGUACAACAGCAAAAGGAAAAGUACAACAGCAAAAGGAAAAGUACAACAGCAAAAGGAAAAGUACAACAGUAAAAGGAAAAGUACAACAGUAAAAGGAAAAGUACAACAGUAA